Lichtheimia ornata is the source of this 1455-nucleotide messenger RNA. RefSeq lists its product as uncharacterized. The coding region runs from base 1 to 1455 and encodes 484 amino acids. Gene Ontology annotation, biological process: SCF-dependent proteasomal ubiquitin-dependent protein catabolic process. Lineage: Eukaryota; Fungi; Mucoromycota; Mucoromycetes; Mucorales; Lichtheimiaceae. The transcript is spliced from 2 exons. Gene Ontology annotation, cellular component: SCF ubiquitin ligase complex. The record is from RefSeq and is a predicted model, not a curated record. Gene Ontology annotation, molecular function: protein binding.
AUGGAUACAACCAACGGUUCUUUUGUGACAAUCCUUCCCCAUGAGCUUCUGGACCAAGUCUUUUCAAGGUUGUCAUGGAGUCAAUGCAUACAAUGCACCCGUGUAGCUCGCUCUUGGCGAUCCUUUUUAUUGUUUCAGUGGAACGGGUUAUGGCAUAGUCUUUCAGACCUCGAAUGCAGCCUUCCAAACGACUUGCUUCCCUAUACGUCCUAUAUCCAAGGCAACGAUGUACGCUCUCUACACAUCCAUCGACGUCAAACAGCCAAAUCGGAUGUCCUUUGUUUCCUUAUCAACCAGGGAUGUUGUUCCAUACGACAAGUGCAUUUGAGUUGGGAAUUUGAUUUGUAUGGAUUUCUUCAGCUGACGGGAAACAGCAUCACCAGCAUGACGCUUUCACAUUUGCAUACGUUGAUACCGAGUACUGUGCUUGAUAUCGUAUUUCGAUUUUGUCCCAAUCUCAUUGAUAUUGAAUACCGUGUCACCAGCAAAGACAUGGCAUAUGGCGCUUGGUCAUUUCCCAUCAUGCAUGAGUAUUUACAAAGUAUCGAUUUGCGAUUCGGUGGGCGUGUGGAUUUCCCGCUUGAGCAAUUAUUACCCCAGCUCCCAGCAUUACGCCGCAUUAGUCUUAGCCCACGCAACUUUUCAAUGCCAAGUCGAGUAUUACAACUCUUACAUCAAUACGCCCCUCAGCUUGACUCGAUUCAUUUUUGCGAUUGGCUACCAUCCAACACCGAUCAAUUCAUGCUCACAGUGGAUGUUCAUCAUAGCGCAUCAUCACGUGUACUUUGGCUAUUACAACAAACACAUGCAUCCCUCCAGGCACUUGGGUUGCGUUUUAUUGUGAAAUCCACAGCGGUCACCAUGGCAUGCUUGCUAGCACUCGAUUUCCCUCAUCUUAGGAAACUACGUCUUUGUUUCUGCAACGGCUUGCCUGCUCGUCAACAAGAUGUUGCCCUUGUGCUUGAUCAUUGUCCACGCCUUGAGGAAUUGGGUUUAGGUGGUAUCAGCUUGAGUGCAAAGGAAUUAGUGGUUGCUAUUGCCAGCUUACGCAAGCUCAAAGUGCUACAUCUCACACGACUACGACAUGCCACCACUGAAACGACGCUUUGUUCCUUGUUUGAUACAAUGGCGAGUCGCCAUCAGCUGAUCAUGCUCCAUUUGGAACGUCUCACACACGUGACGGGCGAUGUGCUGGAUAUGGUCUGUGCGAGACUAACCAAUUUGCGGGUGCUACAUAUCAAACGGUGUCUUGGUAUCACAGACAAUGCACUACGCCAUUUGGCAGAUCAAUUGAAAAAAUCAACGUUGCAGGAAUUGGUGUUAUCAACAGGGUUCACGAUUAGUGAUAGCGCAAUGAAAUACGCUCGAGAAGAAUUGGGUAACCGCGUCAAAUUGAUGGAUGCUUCAAUGCAAAUGGAUGACAGCGAUACUUCCAGUGACAAUGACUUUGAUUGA